AUGGCCCGGAAAAUAGUCUGCCGAACUAUUUGUACAACCACUUUUGCUGAAGGCGGGAAUACAGCUACUCACGUAUUCAACCGUACCCAAAUUCAAGAUUGCUACAAUUCACUAACAGCACUUGAGGCAACCCAAUCCAGUCGAACGGAAGGCUCACAUGGCUACGAGAAAAUCCUCGGCCGGUUAAAUCCAAAUUCAUUGAUUUACCUCAAUUUUGACAUUGAUAUGUUAGCAUUGAAUCCAUAUCAGACAACAAUUUGGUAUGAUCAUCCCGGAGAAAAAUGUACCAACUGGAGUCUCGGUUACGAUCCGAAGCUAGCUGUAGCAGCUCUUGACGAAUGUUUAGAAGAGGGCAGCAAUUUGGGUCGUCUGCAAUCGCUUGCAAUAGGAGAUUAUCAUCCGCACAUGAUCGAACAUUGGCGGGAAAGUACUCCAAACUUCCAAGUUUGUAUUGGCAAAGGCCUUCACAAUUUGAGAGAAUUAACUUUCGUUAUUAGUUCGCCAAUGCCUCUGGCGCGGAUUUCCCAGGCAUGCUUUGAUACGGAGCUGCAGGAAAAGUUUGCACGCGAUGUUGUCAGUAUGUUCGAGAAAGAAAAGUUGUCGAAUCCUUCCUGCAAAAUCCCACUUGUAUCCGUCGUUAGGCACGACGAUCCUCGAGCGCCGUAUUUCGACGAUGUAUUGAAGGAGGCGGAGGCGAGCAGGGAGGCGAACCAACGGCGAUUUCUCGCAGCAGAAGCCAACAGUGACAACUCUGUUAUUACUUAA
This is a messenger RNA of Glarea lozoyensis ATCC 20868, 765 nucleotides long. RefSeq lists its product as uncharacterized. The record is from RefSeq and is a predicted model, not a curated record. The transcript has a single exon. The coding region runs from base 1 to 765 and encodes 254 amino acids. Lineage: Eukaryota; Fungi; Ascomycota; Leotiomycetes; Helotiales; Helotiaceae.